Molecule: messenger RNA, 720 nt
Organism: Aspergillus wentii DTO 134E9
Lineage: Eukaryota; Fungi; Ascomycota; Eurotiomycetes; Eurotiales; Aspergillaceae
Exons: 1
Coding region: 364-525 (53 amino acids)
Biological process (GO): fatty acid catabolic process; triglyceride biosynthetic process
Cellular component (GO): nucleus
Molecular function (GO): phosphatidate phosphatase activity
Source: RefSeq, a predicted model, not a curated record
ACAAGAGCUCGUCGAACGAACUUGAUGCUGCCACGUUCUCUUGCUUCAUCGCAUCUCUUUCAUCUUUAGUUUCCGCCCGUUUCAGGUGGGGGGUGAUACUUGCUUUUGUUGGUGGCCUUGUUCUGUCCUAUUUUUGAGCCUUUGUUCUGGGCGCCUCGUGCAGCUCGAGCUCCCCCAUCAGGCAUUGUCACAUGGGCCGUAUGUAGGCGGCGAUUCCUGCAACUUCCGAUCUCCUCUACAUUCUUCCCACCCCAACGCUCACACCUUUUAUCCUAUCGUCAUUUUCUCGCCUUUCGGAUAACUGUUAGAUUUUGGCGAUAUCUUAUUUUAUCGGCGGGGUUUACUUGGACGUGAUCCGGCGGGAUGCAGUACGUCCGAAGCAUCAGUGGCUCCGUCUCCAAGACAUGGAAUUCUAUCAAUCCAGCAACUUUGAGCGGGGCCAUUGAUGUGAUUGUUAUUGAGCAGGAAGAUGGUGAGUUCGAUUUACAGUUCACUAUCGCAUGGAAUCUAAUAGCUGGAUUUUAGGAACUCUCGCCUGCUCGCCCUUCCAUGUCCGUUUCGGCAAGUUCUCUCUGCUCCGGCCUUAUGAGAAGAAGGUAUAUUGAACCCCGCACCGUGCGCUGGUUGUUCCUUCAGUGUGACUGAGCUGGUAUAUAGGUGGAAUUUCAAGUCAAUGGAGUCAAACAGGACUAUUCGAUGAAGCUGGGUGAAGGUGGAGAG